CUCCCCUCCCUCCGCCACCAAUCCGGGCGGCUCUGGAGGGCUUCGCGCGGAGCCGGCGGAGCGGGAGCCGCCGGUAUCAGGAGCAGCGGGAGCAGCAGGCGGCCGGGCAGUGGGGCACAUGGCAUGCCUGAUGGCGGCUUUCUCCCUGGGCACCGCUCUGAACGCCAGCAGUUCUGCUUGUACUAUGGUCGAGCCAAAGUCGGUGUGUGUUUCAGUGGAUGAAGUGGUCUCAAAUGGCACAGAUAACCAAGACAUUCGACUGAUGAAUGGGCACUUGAAAAAAGUGGACAACACUCUGACAGAAGCUCACCGUUUCUCCUAUCUACCACGCAGACCUGCUGUAAAUAUUGAGUUUAAAGAACUGUCAUACUCCGUCCAAGAAGGGCCAUGGUGGAGGAAGAAAGGUUAUAAGACCCUUUUAAAAGGAAUUUCAGGGAAGUUCAGCAGUGGAGAACUUGUUGCAAUUAUGGGUCCGUCAGGAGCUGGGAAGUCAACACUCAUGAACAUUCUGGCAGGGUACAGGGAGACUGGAAUGAAAGGAGAAAUUCUCAUCAAUGGGCAACCUCGUGACCUACGCUCUUUUCGCAAAGUCUCCUGCUACAUCAUGCAAGAUGACAUGCUCCUCCCUCAUCUAACUGUCCAAGAAGCUAUGAUGGUGUCUGCUCAUCUGAAACUUCAAGAAAAAGAUGAAGGCAGAAGAGAAAUGGUAAAGGAAAUAUUGACAGCCCUUGGUUUGCUAACCUGUGCCAAUACGAGGACUGGGAGUCUUUCUGGAGGCCAGAGAAAGCGUCUUGCCAUUGCUUUGGAGCUGGUGAACAAUCCUCCUGUUAUGUUUUUUGAUGAACCAACCAGUGGCUUGGAUAGCGCAUCAUGUUUUCAAGUUGUCUCUCUAAUGAAAGCUUUAGCCCAGGGUGGCCGGUCCAUCAUCUGCACGAUUCAUCAGCCCAGUGCUAAACUCUUUGAGUUGUUUGAUCAGCUCUAUGUUUUAAGUCAAGGUCAAUGUAUUUACCGGGGAAAAGUAUUAAACCUCGUCCCUUACUUAAGAGAUUUGGGUUUGAAUUGUCCGACCUAUCAUAAUCCUGCAGAUUUUGUUAUGGAAGUAGCAUCUGGUGAAUAUGGAGACCAGAACAGCCGACUGGUAAGGGCAGUACGGGAGAGGAUAUGUGACACAGACUACAAGAGAGAUGUUGGUGGUGAGAAUGAGUUGAAUCCCUUUCUCUGGCACCGGCCCUCUGAAGAGGAUUCCUCCUCCACAGAAGGCUGCCACAGCUUCUCCGCCAGCUGCCUAACCCAAUUCUGUAUCCUCUUCAAAAGAACUUUUCUCACCAUCAUGAGGGAUUCAGUCCUAACACAUUUGCGUAUCACCUCUCACAUUGGAAUUGGUCUGCUUAUUGGCUUGCUCUACUUAGGCAUUGGCAAUGAAGCUAAGAAGGUUCUCAGCAAUUCUGGCUUCCUCUUUUUUUCCAUGUUGUUUCUUAUGUUUGCUGCACUCAUGCCAACUGUCCUUACAUUUCCUCUUGAGAUGGGAGUGUUUCUUAGAGAGCAUCUGAACUACUGGUACAGCCUGAAAGCCUAUUAUCUUGCCAAAACAAUGGCUGAUGUUCCUUUUCAGAUCAUGUUUCCUGUAGCUUAUUGCAGCAUUGUGUACUGGAUGACUUCACAGCCGUCUGAUGCACUCCGAUUUGUCCUCUUUGCAGCUUUGGGAACCAUGACAUCCCUGGUGGCACAGUCACUGGGUCUUCUCAUAGGUGCAGCCUCCACAUCUCUACAGGUAGCCACUUUUGUGGGUCCAGUUACUGCCAUUCCAGUGCUUCUGUUUUCUGGGUUUUUUGUCAGCUUUGAUACCAUCCCAACAUACCUCCAGUGGAUGUCCUACAUUUCCUAUGUCAGGUACGGGUUCGAAGGAGUUAUUCUCUCCAUCUAUGGACUGGAUCGAGAAGAUCUGCAUUGUGACAAAGAUGAUACUUGCCAUUUUCAAAAAUCAGAGGCCAUUCUGAGAGAACUGGAUGUAGAAAAUGCCAAACUUUACCUGGACUUCAUUGUUCUGGGAAUUUUCUUCUUCUCUCUGCGUCUAAUUGCCUAUUUUGUUCUCAGAUACAAAAUCCGAGCAGAGAGGUAGAGGAAAAACAACCAAAAUGAUGCAGUAGCAAGAUCUUUAGACAUACAGUAGAGGGCAGUUGACAUUGUCUCACUGUGGCAGGCCUGUCUCCAGUGCCCAGCUAGAUGCUGUUAUGACCUAGCCCAUAGAGAACCACACUGGGAUAGAGGACAUAUAGCGUUACGUCAAUCAGUCCAGUUGGGUUGGGUCAUGUUUUCAUUACACUUUCUAGCUUUAACUAGGAAGAAGAAAUAGAAGGGAAUUUUACAACACAGAAUAUCAAUACUGAGACAGUGUAACUGUAAUAAAAAAAAAAAAAACAAAACCACAAACUGGUUGCAGGAAAUUUCCUUAUGAAAACCAAUUACGCGAUAAGGUAAUUCAAGUCCUGGUAGCCUGAAUAGUAUAAUGUCAUCUGUAGGUGACAAGAUAAUGAGAUGCAAAAUGAGAAAUGCAAAGAAAAUAGGAUUAUUUCAUCUUUUUAAAUUCAAGAGUUUAAAAUUUGUAGUUUUCUAUGUAUUAUUUUGCAGUUAUUUUCCAUGGCAUUACCCCUACUGGCCAAAAGUCUGUAACUGUAAUAAUUAAUAAGGAAAAUACAUCUUUUUGAUAUGGGUACUUUUUAAAAGCAGAAAAAAAAAGUCUAAAAUGAUUCAAGUCAUUAUUUUUGUUUCUGUUUAAAUGUAGAAUUCUGGUGCUUUACUUGUCGAGCUGGUCUCAUACCUGAAAAUUGUCAUGAUAGGACAGGGCAGAUUCUGAGUCUGUGCUAAGUCUGUGAUCCAUAUUUGGAAGCAACAAUAGAUAGCACAGAUGUUCAAGCUACUGCUGAAUGAUUGAAAAUAUGUUCUUUUGCAGUGUCUUUUAAAUCCUAAAGGUUUGUUAUCUUGAAAAUACUGAUACUGCUCCUUAUCUGUUUGAUCUACCUCCUGUGAAUGAAAAGAUCAGAGCACUCCAAGGCUCAGUUUUUCUUAAAUUAUGAAAACAGAAUCUAUCCCUGAAGAAAUCAUCUGAUGGAGUCCAAAAUCUAUCUGUAGUUCAGAGCCUGGAGUAUUGUGUUAAACCACUUGUGACUGCCUUGUAUGUCAAUGUUUGAAAUACCGGUUAAAAAUGACUUGUAGGAGUCUCCUCAGAUAAUGCAAAGGGCCUUCUAACACUGUAGGCCAAGCAGUUUUGUUCACAUCUGAAAGUCUACGUAAGUGAAAUGAAAAUUAACAGCAAAGUCUCUAAACACCAAUGAAACUAUUGCAAGAGGCAUGCAUUUGUUUUGUGUAUCUCACCUUUGUAAACUUGUUGGGGAAUUCUGACUCUAAGUCAUUAUGAAUUUUGUUACUGAUUUUCAUGGGUAUGGAUUGGCAACCCAAAAUGAUAGCGUGGAACUCGUGCCCAUGUUGGACACCCUGGUGAAAUUCUUUGUGAAUACCAAUACCUUCUGCAGUUAUUGUCCAUUUACCUAAGUGUCGCAGAUAUCUGAGCCAGACCUACGCAUUCUGUAAGCGUAUUAUUCCUAUCAGGGUGCUGAAGUAUUGUAGACUGGAAGCAGCUCAGUGACGGCAAACCACUCAGCAGCUCAGUAAUUCAUAACAGUAGAGUAGAUGAAGAGACACCUUGUGCACCUGCUCAUCAUCAGUUAUAGUUCACAGACUAUGUCUGAGGACUCCACGGCUACAUCUUUACUAGUUAACAAAAUAAUGCCAGAACCUGAUUUCCGGCCUUCAGGCAGUUUGAACAAUCUGCUAUCUUGUUAAUCCUCAAACAACUGGGACUGCUAGGAACAGUCUCUACCCUAUGCUAACUUCAAAUGCUCUCCAAAAAAGCUUGGGUUGUGCUGGGCUACAACUCUGCCAUUCAGUUUUCAGUGAAGACAGUUUACUGGUUUUCCUUACCCAUGCCCAGACUACCUUUAAUUUACUGAUGCAGACACAGACCAUGUAUACUUAUUAAAAUCAGCAUACUUGAAUUAAGCCAGUGUUCCAGAAGACUGGAGUCUUUUCACACAUUUUAGGAAUGGUAGCUGAACUUUCCCUAGAAGUAAGGUUAGCCUGUGAAAGCAAGGUUAAUCUUUACUACAGAAGAAAAAAAAAUUCCUUGUACAAUCUCUGCAUGGUUUUUUUUUUUUUGCUGUUUUAUUUCAUUUUUAAUAAAGUAUCCCUGGAGCCACUAGAGCUUUUAUACAGCUCCACAGCAUUUCCAGGCAUGCUAACAAGGAGGUAUGUGUCUACCUGGCUGUUAUCUGUGAGAAAUUAAGAACUUUAGCUGCUCUAAAUAAUAUUCAAAACUGUGAACACAUAUUAAAUAAGUCACAAGCUGAAAUUCCUUGGUACAACCUGCUUUGAUUAUCUUAAGACUGUCAGAAUAUUUGUAAGUAUUUCAGGCAGUUACUGUUUGCAAACAGAUAGAAAACCCAGGGUUUGCCAAAUGACUGUUGCACACUGGUGGUCCAGCUGUGGGCUACCUGAGUAUGAAUUAGAGAUAUCCACACCAUUAACUCAGUUCAAGGUUUAAGUUUUGUGUUUACCAGUUAUCAAACAGCACACUGAAGAUCACCUGCAGUUUGCCCAGUGAAAUAACCUUGCAGAUAAAACUGACAUUUAAACACUUGGAUGAGGGCAACGCUGUCUUCUAUCUAACCUAAUUUAGUAAUAUGGGCACCUUGAACACGUGUCUUGUCCGUGUGUGCUUGUUUCUCUGUUUGUAGACUUUAUUUUAGCUCUUUAGUCUGCAGUAUAUCCUUCUGUACUGUAACGAUGUAUUGUAUUAUGGUAGCCAAAAAUCUGGUCCUCUGUGGGUGUUCCUAAAAAAAAAAAAAUAGGCACUCCAGAAUAUUUUUGUCACUCCUUUUAUUAGAUGUGCUCUUUCCCAGCCAUCUGCUGGCAGAAUAUAGCUGAAAGUUACUAUUCUGAGGAACACUGUCAGGCUGUAGUAUCCGAAUAAAGAAAUAAAUGAAUUCUCUUGAAGCCAACAUUACCCACAGAUGAGAUAAUCAUUCUUUCCUGCCUUGGUGCUAAAAUUAACUAAUGAUAUCCUUUGAUGUUAUCGUGGGACAGAAGUAUUUGAAGUGCAUCCCGAUUGUAUGUUCUUAAGCUGUGAAGUCUUUUAACACAGAUUCUAUUUGGCCUUUCUCCUGUUUUGCAGUAAUAAGCUCUAGCAGGCCAGGAUAAAAUGCAUUCCUGUGUUAGUGAACUGAGCGAGCACUUUGCCAACCUCUGGAGGCUUCGUGCUGAAAAAAAAGAUGAGGCCAGCAAAAAACUAAACACUUCAAAAAGUCUGUUUUUAUAACCAUGUCCAAAUAGCCAUAAACUUGUUGAAAUCAAUGCUGUUCAGACCCAUUGCAGUCCAUUUAAAAAUUGCAUGAGGCACAAAGGUUUUUAAAUGGCCUCUUGCAGACUAAACCUGUGGUUGCUGUUGUGCUGUCUUUAGCGUUCUGUUGGCUUCCUUGUUUCAUUUUUAUUUAUUUAUUCUUCUGUUAUUUUGGUUAUUAUGUGCAUGAGUUAUGACUUUAUGCUUCAAGUUUCUUUUUUUUUUUUUUUUUUUUCCUGCUGAAAUGUGCGUCUAAUCUGAAAGUUUUUAGGAAUAAUUAUUUUUUACUUACAAUAAAAUAAAAGAUUUGGAAAACAUUUUCUACUCACAUAAGAAAAUGAGAAGGCGUCAUCUUAAUGAAUCAAAGGGAGUAAUGGAAGAAAUAACUGGUGCUGAAUUCCAAUGGAACCCAAAUAUCUCUUUUAUCAUUGAAGGAGAGGAACAUAUAUGCACAUUAAAGAGAGAGACAAUUAUGUAAGUGUGAAAUAAUGAGCACUUGAGUCCAAAAACUGGAUGUAUCAGGAGGCAGCCAUUUCAGUAUAGUCUUUUGUGCCAGUGUCUGUGCUAGCAAAGGAAAUUAAUGUAACGUUAAGCAUUUACUUUUAAAACAAAGUGUGAUAAUGCACCCUGACCUGUAGUACCACUACAGUGAUUCUUGAAGAAGAAUGUCCUAUCUGUGAAUGCUUUCUACUCUAAUGGGAAGGCUUUUUCCCAAAAAAAGUAAUUAAGUAUGUUAAUAACUCCUCACAUCUGUAUUGUUUCAUGAAUCAAGGCAAUGACUGAUGUCUCUAAAAUAAAGCCCAGGCUUAAGUGCUUUGCUGGUUGGAGGCUGUAUUGCACAGGAAAACUGAGAUGUUGGCUGUGUGAAGAGACUCAAAGUCUGUAUUGAAAAGUCCAUUUGCUUUAGGUUAGUUGCUGGUGAUUACAGUCAUCUUGAAUUAAUCUUUUUGAACCAGAAAAUAUCUGGGGCAAAGGAGAGUGAAAAUAGAGCACACAGAGGAGCGUAUGUUUUCCAGUAUAUUUACUUUGAGUUUGAGUUUGCGUAAAAGCUUUUAUUAUCUGCAUCAUUUUGAUAAGGAAAAAACAAUGUUUCUAUUCUUCUCUUUCUGCACCAGAAAUGCCAAUCCAGGAGUGCUCUGCUUACUAAAAAUGCCGGUGUUUAUUUCUUCUUUCCAAACUAAGAAGGAUAGGUUCUUAAUUAUUUUUUAGCAUUAGCUUGUAUUGAAAUGCAAUUGUCUUCUUUUGUCUCCUACCCCGUGACACUGAUAUUUAGUACCAGUACAAAAAGGACAGAGGGAGGGACCUAAGGUGCGGCAGAAAUGUUCCCAGAGAUCCUUAAAGAAUGCAUGUGAGAAGGGUACAAAUGACAUCAGUACUUCUUUCUGCAGCCUCUGCCCCUUCUUCCACAUUGUUCUUACCUUGAAUAUUGACUCAGGACAGCAAAAUCCCUGCCAUAAGCAAGAAUGUUGAAGAAGUUCAGGGUUGGUUUUAGCACUAGCUGAUUUCAGACUCCCUCCAUUGCAGGGUGACUUGGUGGGUAAUUGGUCUGGAUUUCUGCAGAGGGCAUCUCAGUGGUAGAUGCAGAGAUGCUGUCCCAAAGGUUGUUCUUUUUUCAUUUGAGACCAAAUGAUCUUAUUGUGUGUAUCUGUGUUCCUACCAGAACACCCUGAAAGGGUGUGGUUGCUCAGGAAUUGCCUUCUUUUAGUCCUGUAUGGAAAUCCAUUAAUCAGAUACAACAAUCACAAAGGCAUUUUGAAAAACUGUUGGGAACAAGGAGUAGGCAGAAAAUGACACUCUGUCAUGUCCUUUGUAACAGUCUAUGACAGGCUGAUCAUUGCUGAGCUCGUGACACAGGUCUUAAUGAUUGUGCCACACAGCACCAGUGAGUGCAGAAGUGCUGGGUGUCACUGACAUUAAUCAUGGGCUUUGCUAUUGGACAGGGGCAGCACUGUUUUCAGAGAUCGGUUCCUACUGUCCUGUUCUUAGAAUCACAGAAUGGUUUGGGUUGGAAGGGAGCUCAAAGCCCACCCGCCCCAACCCCAGCCAUGGGCAGGGCUGCCCCCCACCAGCUCAGGCUGCCCAGGGCCCCAUCCAACCUGGCCUUGAGCGCCUGCAGGGAUGGGGCACCACAGCUUCUAUGGGCAGCUGUGCCAGCGCCUCACUGCCCUCUGAGUAAGGAAUUUCCCCCUGACAUCUAAAUCUCUUUUAGUUUAAAACCAUUCCCCCUUGGACUACUACCCAUGUAAAAAAAAAGGUUUUCUCUCCUGGUUAUGAGCUUCCUUUAAGUUCUUUUUAUUAUUUUGAAAUCUUCCGAUAAACCAUAACUUGAUGUUUGUCAGCUGUAGGAGCUUCCUCACAGAGAUUCAGAGUUCUAUUGAGACUCAUUGCAAGAAACAUAAAGGAUGACCAAGCAAAAUAUGGAUCCUUUUGCAAAAUGAAUUCCCAUAGCUCAGCCUGCCAGCCUGCAUUCUGGACUUUGUUUAUGCCUUCUGUGUUCACUAAGAUUUUGUUGAUCUAUUUUCCUUCUGGGGGCUUCUAUACAGCUCAGGCCACAUGAAUCAACUGCUUGUGUCCUUGCUAGAAAACGGUUGUUGCCCACAUGGAUGGUUACAGUGAGCUUCUUAGGAAUAGCGCGAGGUAGUUGGAGAAGGAGCAUAGACAUUUUAGACUUCUUUGAGCUACAGAAUACCAAACAGUCCGGAUCUGAGAGCGUGCUUCUCUCUUUCAAGAAGAAAAGAAAAAUCUAAAAUGGGUCUUUUUCUACAGAUGAUAAGGUGACAUGGAAUCUUUAACAUAGACAUUGACAUCUGUGAUGUCUUUUUUUGGACCCUAGUUUAAAUUAUUUUAGUAACCCGUUUAGUGUUAUUAUGCAGACUCCUUUACUUCACUUU
Molecule: messenger RNA, 8283 nt
Organism: Coturnix japonica (Japanese quail)
Lineage: Eukaryota; Metazoa; Chordata; Aves; Galliformes; Phasianidae
Gene: ABCG1
Product: ATP binding cassette subfamily G member 1
Biological process (GO): transmembrane transport; cholesterol homeostasis; cholesterol efflux
Cellular component (GO): plasma membrane
Molecular function (GO): ABC-type sterol transporter activity; ATP binding; ATP hydrolysis activity
Source: RefSeq, a predicted model, not a curated record